GGGUCAAGGCCAGGAAAGGAGCACUUGUUCCUUUGCUGCCCCAGAAGGCUAGAAGCCGAGGCGCCGAGAGUGGGCAUGGCGACUUGGUCCCAGCCGGACUCGGGUUUCUCUGGAAACCCCCCUGGUAAGUGUGAAGGAGGCGGGACACUCUGACCCAAGACAAAAGGCUUGUAGCUCCAGUCAAAGAAAAUAAACCUUAGGAGAGAGAAGGAGAAAAACAAUCCAUCAGCUGUUCCUGAGAACAGCCUGCAGUGGAAUCUACAGAGAGGACAACUAAUGUGAGUGAGGAAGUGACUGUAUGUGGACUGUGGAGACAGUAAGUCACGUGGGCCCCGAGGGCCUGGACUGGGUUAGGAACAGUUGUACUUUCAGAAGUGAGGUGUCGAGAAGGGAAAAGUGAAUGUGGUCUGGAGUGUGGCCUUGGCUCCACGGGGGUGUGCUUUCCUCUGGGGCCAUCAGGGGGCUCAGCCCCUGUGUUCUGCCAGGGUGGGGUACAGGGUUUGGCACUGAGGAAGGUAACCUGCUGGCUGGAGCGGCAGAGCAGUGGCCUUGAUUUGUCUUUUGGAAGAUUUAAAAACCAAAAAGCAUAAACAUUCUGGUCCUUCAGCAAUGCUUUCUCUGAAGAAAUACUUAACGGAAGGACUUCUCCAGUUCACCAUUCUGCUGAGUUUGAUUGGGGUGCGGGUGGACGUGGAUACUUACCUGACCUCACAGCUCCCCCCGCUCCGAGAGAUCAUCCUGGGGCCCAGUUCUGCCUAUACUCAGACCCAGUUCCACAACCUGAGGAAUACCUUGGAUGGCUAUGGUAUCCACCCCAAGAGCAUAGACCUGGACAAUUACUUCACUGCCCGGCGGCUCCUCAGUCAGGUGAGGGCCCUGGACAGGUUCCAGGUGCCAACCACUGAGGUCAAUGCCUGGCUGGUCCACCGGGACCCGGAGGGGUCUGUCUCUGGCAGCCAGCCCAGCUCAGGCCUCGCCCUCGAGAGUUCCAGUGGUCUCCAAGAUGUGACAGGCCCAGACAACGGGGUGCGAGAAAGCGAAACGGAGCAGGGAUUCAGUGAAGAUUUGGAGGAUUUGGGGGCUGUAGCCCCUCCAGUCAGUGGAGACUUAACCAAAGAGGACAUAGAUCUGAUUGACAUCCUUUGGCGACAGGAUAUUGAUCUGGGGGCUGGGCGUGAGGUUUUUGACUAUAGUCAUCGCCAGAAGGAGCAGGAUGUGGAUAAGGAGCUACGAGAUGGAGGAGAGCAGGAGGACACCUGGGCAGGCGAGGGUGCGGAGGCCCUGGCGCGAAGCCUGCUAGUGGAUGGAGAGACCGGGGAGAGCUUCCCUGCACAGGUGCCUGGUGGGGAGGACCAGACGGCCCUGUCCCUGGAAGAGUGCCUUAGGCUGCUGGAGGCCACCUGCCCCUUUGGGGAGAAUGCUGAGUUUCCAGCAGACAUUUCCAGCAUCACAGAAGCAGUGCCUAGUGAGAGCGAGCCCCCAGCUCUUCAAAACAACCUCUUGUCUCCUCUCCUGACGGGGACAGAGUCACCAUUUGAUUUGGAACAGCAGUGGCAAGAUCUCAUGUCCAUCAUGGAAAUGCAGGCUAUGGAAGUGAACACCUCAGCAAGUGAAGUCUUGUACAGUAGCCCUCCUGGAGACCCACUGAGCACCAACUACAGCCUUGCCCCCAACACUCCCAUCAAUCAGAAUGUCAGCCUGCAUCAGGCGUCCCUGGGGGGCUGCAGCCAGGACUUCUCGCUCUUCAGCCCUGAGGUGGAGAGCCUGCCUGUGGGCAGCAGUGCCACACUACUCCCGCUGGUCCCCAGCAGUUCCACCAGCCUCAACUCCACCUUUGGCUCCACCAAUCUGGCAGGGCUCUUCUUUCCACCACAGCUCAAUGGCACAGCCAAUGACACUACAGGCCCUGAGCUGCCCGACCCUCUGGGGGGUCUGUUAGAUGAAGCCAUGCUAGAUGAGAUCAGCCUCAUGGACCUGGCCAUAGAAGAAGGCUUUAACCCUGUGCAGGCCUCGCAGCUGGAGGAGGAAUUCGACUCCGACUCAGGCCUCUCCUUGGACUCCAGCCAUAGCCCUUCCUCCCUGAGCAGCUCUGAAGGCAGCUCUUCGUCGUCGUCAUCCUCCUCCUCUUCCUCUUCCUCCUCUUCCUCCGCUUCUUCCUCUGCCUCUUCCUCCUUUUCCGAGGAAGGAGCUGUUGGCUACAGCUCAGACUCUGAGACCCUGGAUUUGGAAGAGGCGGAGGGCGCCGUGGGCUACCAGCCCGAGUAUUCCAAGUUCUGCCGCAUGAGCUACCAGGAUCCGUCUCAGCUCUCCUGCCUGCCCUACUUGGAGCACGUGGGCCACAAUCACACGUACAACAUGGCACCCAGCGCCCUUGACUCUGCCGACCUGCCCCCACCAAGCGCCCUCAAGAAGGGCAGCAAGGAGAAGCAGGCUGACUUUCUAGACAAGCAGAUGAGCCGAGAUGAGCAUCGAGCCCGAGCCAUGAAGAUCCCCUUCACCAACGACAAGAUCAUCAACCUGCCAGUAGAGGAGUUCAACGAGCUGCUGUCCAAGUACCAGCUGAGCGAGGCCCAGCUGAGCCUCAUCCGGGACAUCCGGCGUCGGGGCAAGAACAAGAUGGCGGCACAGAACUGCCGCAAGCGCAAGCUGGACACCAUCCUGAACCUGGAGCGCGACGUGGAGGACCUGCAGCGUGAUAAAGCCCGGCUGCUGCGGGAGAAGGUGGAGUUCCUGCGGUCGCUGCGGCAGAUGAAGCAGAAGGUCCAGAGCCUGUACCAGGAGGUGUUCGGGCGGCUGCGCGACGAGAACGGGCGGCCGUACUCGCCCAGCCAGUACGCGCUGCAGUACGCCGGCGAUGGCAGCGUGCUCCUCAUCCCGCGCACCAUGGCCGACCAGCAGGCGCGGCGGCAGGAGAGGAAGCCCAAGGACCGCAGGAAGUGAGCCUGGGGUGGAGCUGACGCUCACUGAGAUGAAACUGGAGAAGGGCUGGGCCUGGACCUGGACCUGGACCUACAGCGGGGACUCGAUGCCUUCUUAUCCAAUAUAUCUUCUCAGAUGGGAUGACUGCGGGUCAGUGUACAGGAAGAGGCGGGCGCAGGCGCUGUCUGGCUCCGCUCCCCCCGCGGGGGAGUGGGGUGGAAGUGGCCAGACCGCUGGGUGGACAGGGUCCUCACCCCUGCCCCUUGUGUGGGAGGGAAGGGUGGUGCUGGCCUUGCUGGAGGGAGAGGGGCGACGUGGAGCGAGGGCCGCUAGAGGGGAAGGAAGGGGACUUGUGAGAGGAAAGUAGUAGAAAGGCACAUUCCUGGAAAGGAAGGAAAGAAACCCAAAAAAAUCAAAGCAGGACGAAAACCGAAGGGCAGGUCAGACUGGCUGUGGCCAGGAUCCAGCAGCAGGUUGGAGCAACUGGUGGGCCUAGGCUACUGGUGCCGUAAACCUUAUUCACCCAGGGGGAGGGAGCACACAGACACAGGGUGGGGCUGCGGGGGCUUUGCCCACUCUUUCUGCUCCUGACCUUGGUGUCCUGGAAGGGGCGUUCUUGGAUACCACUUGUAAUGUUCCAGUGCAAUGAGGGCAACCCAACAGGGGCUUGGAGGUUUAGGGUCAAAGGGCAGAGGGAAAGGGACAUGAGGCCCUCUACGUUGUAGCAGCCCCCAACAC
Molecule: messenger RNA, 3657 nt
Organism: Tupaia belangeri chinensis (Chinese tree shrew)
Lineage: Eukaryota; Metazoa; Chordata; Mammalia; Scandentia; Tupaiidae
Gene: NFE2L1
Product: NFE2 like bZIP transcription factor 1
Exons: 6
Coding region: 610-2940 (776 amino acids)
Biological process (GO): regulation of transcription by RNA polymerase II
Cellular component (GO): nucleus
Molecular function (GO): RNA polymerase II cis-regulatory region sequence-specific DNA binding; DNA-binding transcription factor activity, RNA polymerase II-specific
Source: RefSeq, a predicted model, not a curated record